UGAAGUGGUCCAAUCGACUUAAUGUGGGAUGCGAAAGUGUAGUUACGAUAAAUCGAAAGAAAUGAAAAAAUUUGAUAGUAAUUGCUCCAAUUAUUUUUGAUACUUUCUACUCGUCUUGCCGCUUCUUCUUCUUUUUUUUUCUUUUUUCUUUUCUUUGGUUGUUUUUGGACAAUCCUAAUUCCAUUACAAGGUAUACCGAUGAAUAACUCCCUACCUAAUGACGGAUCCCAAACUCUCAAAAGACAUCUUCUCGCCUCCGUACAAAAAGCUUCGCCGACUUCUCAACUGUCUUCACGCCAUAUGCUGCUGCUAUCUCGAAUUCGUCUCUAUACACAUUCCAUUGCCCGCUCUUCGCUCUUCCCCCGUUCCCAUCUCUAUCUCAUUCUCCACCACUCCAUGAUUCGCAAAUCUCGCAAGACUUAUUAUAUAGACGGUGCAAAUAAGAGUAAAAAGAAAAGUACACCUGGACCAGACCCAAUGCUGCCCUUCGUGACCAUCCUGCGCCUUGCUGCGCUGCACAUCGAAAGUGGUGUAGUAUGGUGUCGUAAUGGAAUGUCAGACAUAAGAAAAAAAAAAGGAAAUAAUAAAAUGGAAAUGAAAAAAAUGAAAAAGAAAAAAGGAAAACAAGUCCAACCUAAAAAUCAAGACCAGUAUCCGUCUGUCGUUUUUUCUUCUAUCUCAACUCCUGCUCGGUUGGUCAUAAUGGACAUGGUGCUCCAAUCAGUGCCGCGGUUCUUCUAUUGAGUGGUAGGUGUUUAUGACAUGGAAGUGGUGAAUGUAUGGAGUACAUGGAUUCGCUAUUUGUUUCCAAACCAGAGCGUUGUCGCCUCGAACGGUCCAUCGUCUUUCUCUAGUCAAAGGCCCUGCAGCUCGCAAUUGCCAUGUAGUCUCUGGCCAAGCCACACGGUUGC
Trichoderma asperellum CBS 433.97 is the source of this 911-nucleotide messenger RNA. Lineage: Eukaryota; Fungi; Ascomycota; Sordariomycetes; Hypocreales; Hypocreaceae. The record is from RefSeq and is a predicted model, not a curated record.